Molecule: messenger RNA, 1290 nt
Organism: Aspergillus wentii DTO 134E9
Lineage: Eukaryota; Fungi; Ascomycota; Eurotiomycetes; Eurotiales; Aspergillaceae
Exons: 2
Coding region: 406-1290 (294 amino acids)
Source: RefSeq, a predicted model, not a curated record
AGACGGGCUGACACGCUCACUGAAAUGGCUGCUGCGUCUGGGCGCACGAUGUAUCUAGGCGAGGGGGCUGCGAAGGACGAGCGCGAUCGUCAAUUUGCGGCGUUGAAGGGGAAUACAAGAGGACCUGUUCCAGAUAGGUAUGCGGAUGCGGAUGUGCAGAGGGGGAUUUACGGGAUGGAUUGCAUGGGGGUUGCGGAUGAGGAGUUUGAUCGGUUGUAUAAUGAGACACCGGAGAAUUAUAUGAUCUGUCGGAUUGAUGCGAAGCUGUGAUGUUGAAUACCUUUACAUAGACUGAAUAUUGGUGUCUAAUCGCUGUUUUCAUAUAUGACGGAUUCUGUCGUCAUCCAGCAGACUCUUCACUUGACAUUGAAAUUAACAUCUUCUCAAUAACACCAUCAUCCCACAAUGUCUCUAUUAUCGACAAUUCUACCCUGGCACAUCGUGAGUCGCAUCCUCAGCUCUCUGCGCAGAAAACCAACGAUAUUCAAACUCCCCCACGAACUACGCGUACAGAUCUUCAACUCCCUAUCCUUGACAUCGCAGGCAUGUUUCGCACUCACCCGCAAAGCAUUCUACGAGGAAUUCAGCUGGGUACUAAAAGAUGAAGAACUGGGCUUUCCGAAAGUCUUCCUAGACGAAGCGCGCUAUACCAGGUCAAACCAUCUGACCAGCGCACGGCGUGAUCUUCUCGUUCAUCGCCUACAGACAAAACACUGGCUGUACUGUUCCUCCUGCCUGAAGGCACAUCCGCCGAGAGAGUUCGUCUUCAAGCAGCGCAUGCUGCAGCCAGAGGAUAGAGCGUGUCGAUACCCUGGUGUUGUGAUUCUAUGUGAUUGUCUGCAUUUGACUCUUCGAGGAAAACGCCAGGUUUUUGGCAUGUUGAAGCGCAUGAGAUAUGCUUCUCGUGUCACAUGGCAUGAGUGUACUGUUACAAAUCACCCAUGGGCAAAUGUCGAUAUCGAGGUUUCGUUUGGUUUGAGUGAGGAUCAGUACUUGCUUGCUUUUGUGGAGUAUAUUGUUCGGCCGCAUGAUAUCGGCAAGGCGCUCUGUGGAAGGUCUAUAAACUGCUGCCCUCAUCGAGACAUACUCGACUUCCUGUACACACAUGACAAACGUUUUGAUUGCCCGGACUGCCCGACUUCCAUGGAGGUUACUCAUGCUCGUUCGAGAUUCAUCCUACGAGUGGUGCGCAAUCUGGGGAUGGAAAAUGUUCGCCCUCCAUCUGACUAUGCCUGGGAGGAUCAGCGGCAGUGGGUAUUCCCUCAUGCGUAUAAUUGUUUCUAUCAAUAG